AUGCCCACACCCACGGUCUCCUCCCCUUUCGCAUAUGCCACUGUUGCUAACAAGCGGGACAGCUUGGAAGACCUCAAAGGUCUCCUGACCCGCGUCUUUUGGUCCAGCCUCUCCAUCCUCGUGCUGUACCUCUUCUACAUCUCGCGAACCGUCUCACCGAAACGCUACAAAGUCCCCGCGCCCAAGCUCCCCGAAGGCGGGCCGCAAAUCCUCGAAUCGCCCUCUAGCAAAGUCCCGGGCACCACCGCGAUCCAAUGUUACGCGCCCGCCACGGGCCAGUUCCUCGGCUUCGUCAACCCGUCCACGCCCGCGGGCAUCGACCGCGCCAUCGCAUCCGCGUCGGCGGCGCAGCAGAAAUGGGCCCAGACUUCCUUUCACGAAAGACGUGCCGUGCUGCGCACUCUGCUGCAGCAUGUCCUUGAUAAUCAGGAGCAGAUAUGCCGCGUUAGCAGUCUCGACUCGGGCAAGACGAUGUUGGAUGCUCAGCUGGGCGAGAUCCUGGUUACUGUGGAGAAGCUGCAGUGGACUAUCAAGCAUGGGGAGAAGGCUUUGAGGCCCAGUAAAAGGCCGACGAAUCUGCUCAUGACAUACAAGAAGAAUAAGGUGCUGUACGAGCCCCUAGGUGUCGUGGCGGCGCUUGUGAGCUGGAAUUAUCCCUUUCACAAUCUCAUGGGACCUAUCAUCAGCAGUAUCUUUGCCGGGAACGGGGUACUGGUCAAGGUUAGCGAGCAGACUUGCUGGAGUGCAGCUUAUUAUACAUCGAUUGCGCGGGGUGCGCUGGUGGCACAUGGACAUGACCCUGCCCUAGUGCAGAGUGCUGUCUGUUGGCCGCAGGCGGCGGGACAUCUUACGUCGCAUCCUGGAAUUGCGCACGUUACCUUCAUUGGGUCGCGACCAGUAUGUCAUCACGUUGCUGCCAGCGCCGCAAAAAGCCUCACUCCCGUUGUAGCCGAGCUCGGCGGAAAAGAUGCCGCAGUUGUGCUUGAUUCUGCUAAGAACGAUUUAAGCCGUAUCGUGAACGUGCUCAUGAGAGGCAGCUUCCAAGCGGCGGGCCAGAACUGCAUCGGCAUCGAACGUAUCAUAGCAGCACCGGGGGUGUACGACAAACUGGUGGAGAUGCUAGAGCCACGCGUCAAGGCGCUCCGGCUCGGAUUGGACAAAGACGUGGGUGCCAUGGUAUGCGAUACUUCAUUCUCACGGCUCGAGAAACUAGUCGAGGACGCCGUGGCCCAAGGCGCCCGACUGCUAGCCGGUGGAAAACGGUAUAAACACCCUGACCACCCAAGCGGUUUCUACUUUACUCCUACGCUGAUUGUCGACGUCACACCCGACAUGGCCAUUGCCAACGAAGAGUGCUUCGGCCCCAUUAUGACAAUCCUGCGCGCACCGUCCGGCUCCGCUGAGGAUCUUCUAUAUGUCGCCAACGCGCCCGAUUUCGGCCUUGGAGCCAGUGUCUAUGGAAAGGACUCGGACCCCGUGCUCCAAGCUGUCGUCAGGGGCAUCCGAGCCGGCGGCGUGGCGGUUAAUGACUUCGCCGUCUUCUAUGCGGUGCAGCUGCCGUUCGGCGGUGUUGGCGGAUCGGGAUACGGCCGUUUUGCUGGAGAGGAGGGGCUGAGGGGGUUGUGUAAUAUCAAGAGUGUGUGCGAGGACCGCUGGGGAAGCUGGGGCAUACGGACGGGAAUCCCGCCCCCGGCGCAGUAUCCGAUUAGAGACCAGGAUGGCGCGUGGAGGUUUGCGAAGGGGAUUGUGGGCGUGGGUUAUGCGUUGGGGUUGGAGGGGAAGGUUAGGGGAGUUAUGGACAUUCUGAGGGGGGGGUGA
Pseudomassariella vexata is the source of this 1818-nucleotide messenger RNA. RefSeq names its product Aldehyde/histidinol dehydrogenase. The transcript is spliced from 2 exons. The record is from RefSeq and is a predicted model, not a curated record. The coding region runs from base 1 to 1818 and encodes 605 amino acids. Gene Ontology annotation, molecular function: aldehyde dehydrogenase (NAD+) activity. Lineage: Eukaryota; Fungi; Ascomycota; Sordariomycetes; Amphisphaeriales; Pseudomassariaceae.